AUGGCUGCAGAAGCAAUUGCUUCGGUAGUUCUUGAGCGUCUUGCCUCUGUCGCCCUAAAUAAGCUGGAAGAACAUUUCCAGUUAGUGAUGGGUGCUAAAAACGAGGUGAAGAAGCUCACCGAUUCCUUUCAGGCCAUCCAAGCUCUGCUCUAUGAUGCAGAGAUGAAGAAGAUCACAAAUGAAACUGCAAAUGCGGGUGUGAGUUUAUGGUUGCAACGGUUCAGAGAUGCUGGUACUGAUGGUGCCAGCACCAGCAGCAAUAACAAGAAAAUAAUCCGCAAAAACAACAAGAUGGGUUCUUAUUUUUCCUCCUGUUGCUCUUGUUUUGGUAAAGUUGCUCUGCGCCAUGAAAUUGGUUCGAAAAUCAAAGAGCUGAGGAUAGAAUUGGAUGAUAUUAUUAGCGACAGGGAUAAGCUGUCCUUGAACAGCUAUCUUCCUCCUGCUGGUGAGCGACUACCAACUAGCUCCAUCAUUGAUGAAUCCGAUAUUGUUGCUACUCUGGCUCAACUAGUGUUCAAUGAAGAUGGCGUGAAGAGCCAUUUCGAUACGGUCAUAUGGGUGUCAGUGUCUGAUUAUUUUGAUCAGACCAGGAUUGCCAAGGAGAUUAUCCGAGGGGCAGGUGUUCACGUCCCGGAACAUUUAUCUGGAUGGAACGAUGAUUUGCACAAGCUUUUGUGUGAAUCUGUCAAGAAAAGCAGAUUUUUACUUGCUCUUGAUGAUAUGUGGACGGACGACGAUAGCAAGUGGGAACCUUUCAGAGUCGCCUUCAAAAAUGCUGCACAAGGAAGUCGAAUUUUGGUGAUCACUCGAAAGAAAAGCGUUGCUGAUAUGAUUGGUUCAAAUUACAGUCACCUCUUGGGAAUCUUAUCGGAGAAAUACUGCUGGCAACUUUUAAGUAGACUAGCUUUUCGAGGAAAGAAUGCGGAUAAAGUGCAUAACGAAGCUUGGAUAAACAUUGGCAAAGAAAUAGCAAACAAGUGUAAAGGUUCUGCAAAAGUUUUAGGAAAUCACUUGCGCGUAAAAGAAAACAUCAUCGACUGGCAGACGGUAAUGGAUAACGAAUUCAUUCGGCUACAAGAAAAAGCUGAAGACGGACGAACUAAUCAGCAUGUGGAUGGCACAAGGUCUUAUUGUGUGUCCACAGCAGGAUCAGGAGGAGAGGCAGUCGGCAAAGAGUAUUUCAACAGAUUCAUUCAACCCAGAAUCCCUUGUUUCUUCUAUUUCACAUGGAGAGAAAAAUCUGAGAACUUUGAGAUAGCACCAGUAAAGACAGUGGUUGAUGUUUUUGCUGCCCUACAUCCUCCUUCAUUGUUGGGGAAGUUGGAGAUAAUGAAUUACAGAGGUUCCAAGUUCUCAAACUGGAUUGAAAUGUUGCCUAACCUCCGUAAUUUGGAAUUAGAUCACUGUGAUUGCGUGGAGUUACCUGCAUUGCCAUCACUUGAACAUCUCAGUAUGCUUGAUAUGCACCAACUGAAACACAUCGGCCCUGAAUUUUAUGGUGGUGAUGGUCACAGGGCGGCAUUUCCACAACUCAAUACACUUCGAAUUUCGAAAGCGCAUUGCUUGGUAGACUUGACACUAAAAAGUAGUAGAGGUUUUGACAUUUUUCCAUUACUUCAUCAAGUUGAUCUUGAUGAUUGUAUAAAUCUGAAAGCACUACCCGCUUUUGGGAAACUACCGUCGCUUGAGUAUCUCAACAUUUCUUGUCUGGAUAAUGUGAAGCACAUCGGGACUGAGUUUUAUGGCGAUGGUGGUGGUUAUGCUGGCGGUGUGCCAUUUCCAAAGCUCAGAAAGCUUGUGAUAAAUGGAGCACCUAUGUUGGAGGAGUGGGACGUCUUUGCAACAGCAGGAGCUGGUCCAGAAGGGGUCGAUGUUAUGCCAUGCCUUGGUGAAUUAGAGCUUCGGAAUUGCGGCUUGAAAGCAUUACCAGCUUUGGGGAAACUUGGGUUGCUCAAAGAGCUAUAUAUCAGAGAUGUGGAUAAUUUGAAACACAUCGGAUCUGAAUUUUAUGGCGACGCUCAUGCUAAAAGAGUGGCCUUCCCGGGGUUGGAAACCCUUGAAAUUUGCGGAGCAGACAGCUUGGAGGAAUGGGCUUUUGGUGCAGAAGAAUGUGCCGACCAGAUCACCAAUAUUAUGCCUCGUCUUCGUAAAAUAGAAAUUCGACGAUGUGGUGCGUUAAAGAAGUUGCCAGCACUGGGGAAACUGCAGUCUCUUGAAACCAUCAACACAAGACAGAUGCAUAGUUUGAAAGAAAUCGGAAAUGAGUUUUAUGGACUGCGCACGGAUGUGGUAACUACAUCGGAGGCAGUCUUUCCAAAGUUGUACAAACUCCAUUUGUUAGAAAUGCAGAGUUUGCAAUGGUGGGAACCCGGAUCAACAGAAGGUAUCAUGCCAUGUCUGCGAAAACUGAAAAUGACUGAGUGCUCUAAUUUAAAGUCACUGCCGCAACAUCUCUCUAAUACUCUAGUAUCUUUGUCUUGGAAUGGUUCAAACUCAAAGAUACCCCCACGAUUAGGACAACUUAAGGCACUCCAAGAUUUGCACAUCCGCAGGUGUUCUUGGGAGUACGUGCCAACAGAGAUAAAAGACAUGCACAACCUCCGUACAUUGGAUAUCGAAAAUUGUAGAGAUCUGGAGGCAAGCUGUACCGGUGAUGGCUGGAAGAUCGUAUCGUCCACGACUCUCGUAGAUUAUGUGUGUUUGUUUCAAAUUCAUCUUUAUGUUGAUUUGUAA
Molecule: messenger RNA, 2733 nt
Organism: Papaver somniferum (opium poppy)
Lineage: Eukaryota; Viridiplantae; Streptophyta; Magnoliopsida; Ranunculales; Papaveraceae
Exons: 4
Coding region: 1-2733 (910 amino acids)
Biological process (GO): defense response to fungus
Molecular function (GO): ADP binding
Source: RefSeq, a predicted model, not a curated record